AUGGUGCCAUUAGCCCAUCACGAUCAACACUUUUCAAAUUCAGACAACUCUAAGCAACAAACUACAAACAAUUCACCUACACAUCAGUACACAGGUGAUAAACAAAACCAACCCAAUAGCCAACCUGUGACCAAAGAACAAUCUCAAAGUAUAGUCACAUUGCCCCCAUCAAGCUUUAAAAAGAAAGGGCAGAGCUGCUCUACCUUGUCUCCUCUGAAGUCUAAAAGCUCCUAUAACAGGGCUAUGAAAUCAUCAACAUUACACUCAAAAUGCCCAGCAACCCCCUCGAGAGAUUCCCAUUCAAAAAAUUCAUUGCAUUACUCUUGCAAGUCCUUGGACACAUCUUUGUCUCACCGCAAACAUCAUACAACAUCUUCAUCUAAGCUUGCCAAUACUUCAUCAUUGGAACCUAGCCAAACAGGUCCGAGAUCAAGAUUACCCCUCUCAAAGGCUCAAACAUCAUCAAGUACUGACCUUUGCAGAAAAUCACCUUUAUCGGGGUCUACUCAAAGAGUCUCAACAUCAUCUUCAUCUUCCUUCCAACAUCAAGAAACACCUUCCCUAAAUACUACUUGGACUUUACAUUCUUUGGAAUCUAGCCAAAGUGAUUCUAACUCAACAUUAUGCAAAUUUAAAUCACAAAAGGAAUCCUUAUUGGACUGCCUUUGCACAUCUUCAAUAGAUAACCCAAAAGCUUUGAGCUCAUCAGCACUCAACAAACUUCAAAAAAAUGACUCUCCUCCAAAUUCAUCUUCUCUUGAAUCCAAUCGAACUCAGAAUUCACCAUCACCUGACUGUACACCUCUGAAAAUUCCUGUAUCAAACUCUAAUAAUAAUGUUCUGAGCUCACCAUUGUCCCAAGCAAAAUCAAAGAGAUCAAAUUUACCAUUACAUUCUGCUUGUUCAUCUCAGAGUUCACCAACAUGCCAGCCCAAACCUAAAGCUGUGGUCAGAGGUGAUCCUAGCAUGCGGGCCGUUGACUCACCUGUUUCUCAUCCUAAAGUUCAGAAUACUACUUCACCCAAUGACAAACACAGAGCUCAUCAACCACCAUCAACUUAUCCUAAACCACAUGUCUCAGGUCAAAGAACAUCAAGUCCUAGGCCCUUUGGCAAGAAUAAAAAUGGUUCAGUGUCGAAUUCCAAACCUGAGUAUAAAAGUAGCCUUGAAGAAAGUGUAAAGCCAGAACCAGAGAAUGAAAUCCCAUGGCCCUUAGAUUAUAGUCAGCCCUGCAUUAUUAAAGGUGGUACUGUCCCUGAUGAUGUUGUAAAUAAAAUUGUCAAUUCUAUCUCCAAGUCUACAAUCCAGAAGGACCUCUGUAGGCAAAUCCUCUUUCGAAGAAUGAGGGGAAGGCCAAAUCCUCGUCCUGGCCCCCGACUUUCAUCAACAUAUACUGUUUGUUUAGAAUGUGCUUCCUACAUAAAAUCUCAGUGUGACCAUCUUACAGGAAAGAAAGAUCCUCGAUGUGCAACACUCUUUGUCAUACCAACACCUGAGAGCAGCUCUGAUGGGAAACUAGACGUGAAAAUAGUUCUUAUCCUUUCUCUACCAGAGACUUGUUCCUCAUCCUUUUUCCAACUUCCUAUGAAAGAUAGUCAACCUGACGAUAAUAUAGAAGGCCUCAAUGAUAAUCUUGAUGAAUUAGAGAAGAUAACACAGUUUUUCCCUGCAUCUGAAUCUGAUUUAAUUCAGGGGCUCAAUACAAAGAGAAAGUGUUUGGCUUUAUCCCCUGAGGACAAAGAUACAAGCCAAGAGCCCGAGGCUAUUGACUGGCUGUUCUAUGUUAAAAACAGUAAUAGCAUUCAGUCCCAAAACCAGGUUCCAGCCCCAUCUUCUUCUUCUUCUUCUUCCUGCUCCUUUUCCUCCUCUUCUUCCUCUACUGGCCUUCCCUCUCAACAGUCUCCUUGCAGUGACACAACUCCAGUUGCUGUCACAGGUCAUUCCCUUGCAAAGGUAAGAAGUUACCACCGAUUACCUCCAGGGGUCUCCUGGCUUGAGUUCAUAAGGGGUGCAAAUUCUGAAACCACCAAAGUAAGACAAUCAACACCAAUCAAAACUAAGCGUGUGAGGACUCACAACACGAAAUCCAUGAAAAAGGGGAGAAGAGGACCAAGUACACUGCUCAGUUAUUUCCAAACAAAGCUCCAA
This is a messenger RNA of Meriones unguiculatus (Mongolian gerbil), 2148 nucleotides long. It is a transcript of the gene Csnk2a2ip, whose product is annotated as casein kinase 2 subunit alpha' interacting protein. Lineage: Eukaryota; Metazoa; Chordata; Mammalia; Rodentia; Muridae. The record is from RefSeq and is a predicted model, not a curated record. The transcript has a single exon. The annotation marks the transcript as partial.